Penicillium malachiteum is the source of this 963-nucleotide messenger RNA. Its product is annotated as GroES-like protein. Gene Ontology annotation, biological process: butanediol biosynthetic process. The transcript is spliced from 3 exons. Lineage: Eukaryota; Fungi; Ascomycota; Eurotiomycetes; Eurotiales; Aspergillaceae. Gene Ontology annotation, cellular component: cytoplasm. Gene Ontology annotation, molecular function: (R,R)-butanediol dehydrogenase activity. The record is from RefSeq and is a predicted model, not a curated record.
CUGAGAAAUCCGACUACAGAGAGCCCUCAUCCACUGACCGGUGAAACCAUGCCAAUCAUUUUGGGCCACGAGUUUUCAGGAACUGUCGUUGAGGUUCAUCCCUCAGUUACGCGCUGCGAAGUGGGAAGCACAGUCGCAGUCGAAGGCCUGCUCAAAGAUGAGAAGUGCUACGCUUGCUCAAUUCGGAAGCGUAACGUUUGUGGCCAAUCUGCAUUCCUUGGUAUUUCUGCCAACCCGGGAGGUCUAUGUGAAAGCAUUGUUAUUUCAGCGUCUCUUUGCCAUGUACUUCCAGCCGGGGUGUAUCUAGAGGCUGGUGCCUUGAUUGAGCCCCUCUCUGUUGCUUGGCAUGCUGUGACAAAUUCUGGAAUUCAAGCACACCACUCCGCAAUAGUCUUCGGUGCAGGCCCAAUUGGUCUUGCUGUGAUUAUUUGCCUUAUGGCCAAGGGUAUCAAACAUAUUCUGGCCUUGGAGCCAUCCAAGACACGACACCAACAAGCGGCAAUGUUUGGUGCUGUCCGCACCUUUGAUCCCAUCACCACUGAUGUUGCUGCUGCUGCCGAGGAAGCAUCAUAUUCUAUUUUGAAGUAUAAUGUCGGUCCAGACUUGGCAUUUGACGCUUCCGGAGUUCGAGCCACCAUUACCGACGGAAUCAAGGCCAUUCGUAAAUACGGAAAGUAUUACAACAUUGCCCUGUGGAAUAAACCGGCUAUCGUUGAUAUGCAUGAGUUGCUCUACUACGGUAAGACUAUCCAGUCAGACCUUUCGCUCUCCCAGGGUGACUUCAAGUCGGUUAUUGCCGCCAUCCAUGAGGGCAAGAUCACUGGAAAAGAUCUUGAGCGGAUGAUUACUUCACGUAUUGAGUUGGAGGAGCUCGAAGAGAAAGGAAUUAUGGAGCUCAUUAAUAAUAAGGAGGAGCAUGUCAAGAUUCUCAUUAGGGUCGAUAAGACGCAACCAAAGCCAUAG